Messenger RNA from Neohortaea acidophila, 498 nucleotides. RefSeq lists its product as uncharacterized. Lineage: Eukaryota; Fungi; Ascomycota; Dothideomycetes; Mycosphaerellales; Teratosphaeriaceae. The transcript is spliced from 3 exons. The record is from RefSeq and is a predicted model, not a curated record. The coding region runs from base 1 to 498 and encodes 165 amino acids.
AUGGUAGCAACUCUACGCCUCCUCCUGGCCGCUCUCGUUGCCCCGUCUUUGUCGGGCUAUCAGCUGGCCUACGCCCAACAAGUCACGAUCAACAAUGUCGAGCAUACCUUCUAUGGCUAUCCCGACAACAGCCCACCUGGCGCAGGAACAGCAUACUCCUGCGGCUACGGCAGAGGCUACACCGCCGGCGGCAAAGGCACCUACGCCGACCCCUUGACCUUCGCCACCGCCCCCGGCGAGUUCAACAAGUGCGAGAUCAUCUACGACGAGUACACGCGCAAAUACCUCGUCUUCCAAGACACGUGCGCCAAAUGCAUCAAGGAUUGGGCCAAGGGCAUCUAUCACAUUGAUAUCUGGACCGGCUCGUCGACGGUCAAUGGUGGCAAGGCGCAGAUUCAGUGCGAGGAUGCUUUGACUCCCAAUCAGGGCCAGCCGGUUGUGAGGAAUGAUACGACGAGUACUGCCUUUAGAGUUCAAUCCAGCUGGGCCCUUGUAUAA